CGGGAGCCAGCAGCCUGCAGGCACAGCCGUCACGAUGCAGCGGGCCUUCCUGACCGCCCUGCUCCUCUGCAGCUGGGCUCGUUGUCGGUCCCUGCCCCUUCCCAGUGAUGGUGACGACGACCUGUCCGAGGAGGACUUCCAGUUGGCAGAGCGAUACCUGAAAUCCUACUACUACCCCAUGAAUCCCGCUGGAAUCCUGAAGAAAGCUGCCGCCAGCUCCGUGGCUGACAGGCUCCGAGAAAUGCAAGCCUUUUUUGGCUUAGAGGUCACUGGCAAGCUUGAUGAUAACACCUUGGACAUCAUGAAGAAACCGCGAUGUGGGGUCCCUGAUGUGGGCGAGUACAACGUGUUCCCCCGGACUCUCAAGUGGUCCAAAACGAACUUAACCUACAGGAUUGUGAAUUACACCCCUGAUCUGACUCAUUCUGAAGUUGAAAAGGCAUUCAGAAAAGCCUUCAAAGUUUGGUCUGAUGUGACACCACUGAAUUUCACCAGACUCCAUGAUGGCACUGCUGACAUCAUGAUCUCUUUUGGAACUAAAGAACAUGGAGACUUCUACCCAUUUGAUGGACCCUCUGGUCUGCUGGCUCAUGCUUUUCCUCCUGGGCCAAAUUAUGGAGGGGAUGCCCAUUUUGAUGAUGAUGAAACAUGGACAAGUAGUUCCAAAGGCUACAACUUGUUUCUUGUUGCUGCCCAUGAAUUUGGCCACUCCUUAGGUCUCGACCACUCCAAGGACCCAGGAGCACUCAUGUUUCCCAUCUACACCUACACAGGCCAAAGCCACUUCAUGCUUCCCGAUGACGAUGUACAAGGCAUCCAGUCUCUCUACGGUCCAGGAGAUGAGGACCCCAACCCGAAACAUCCCAAAACUCCAGACAAAUGUGAUCCGUCCCUAACCCUCGAUGCCAUCACCAGCCUCCGAGGAGAGACCAUGAUCUUUAAAGACAGGUUCUUCUGGCGCCUGCACCCCCAGCAGGUGGACGCAGAGCUGUUUUUAACAAAAUCCUUUUGGCCGGAACUUCCCAACCGCAUCGACGCUGCCUACGAGCACCCAUCCCGGGACCUUAUCUUCAUCUUUAGAGGCAGAAAAUUUUGGGCUCUUAAUGGUUAUGACAUUCUGGAAGGCUACCCCAAAAAAAUAUCCGAGCUGGGAUUUCCAAAAGAAGUUAAAAAGAUAAGUGCAGCUGUCCACUUUGAGGACACAGGAAAGACGCUCUUCUUCUCGGGAAACCAGGUCUGGAGCUAUGAUGACAACAGCCAUGCCAUGGAUCAAGGCUACCCCAGGCUGAUAGAGGAGGACUUCCCAGGGAUCGGUGACAAAGUGGACGCUGUCUAUGAGAAAAACGGUUACAUCUAUUUUUUCAAUGGGCCCAUCCAGUUUGAAUACAGCAUCUGGAGUAACCGCAUUGUUCGAGUCCUGCCAGCAAAUUCCCUGCUGUGGUGUUAAGUGUGUCUUAAAUACUGUUGUUAUUUAAAUCCUGGAGAGCAUUUGAGAUGAUACUUCCAGUGAUGCCGGGUGUGGGGGUGGGGUUUCGGGAAAGCUUCGUUCUGUGAACAAGCCUCAGUAACUUAUCUUUGAAUAGGUUGGAUGUAUAUAGUGAGAUGUGGCUGGAACCACAGUGAAGUUUAAAGUAACAGGUCACCUGAUUGCUGCGUCCUCCGCAAGCGGUCCUCCACAGUAUUUCCUGCGGCCGAAAUGGGACCCAUGGUGUGUCAAAGAGAGUUAGCAUCUUUUUAAAAAGUAUAUUUAUAAGGAGACUUUGCAAAGGUAUAGAAGUAAGUCACAGUUACAUAGUUAAUGAAUCAUCUUUAUGAAAAAGCAUAAAGUAGUAUGGAAGUGGAAUUUGCCAGGAGCGUAGGGUACCAAGUAAAGACAAAAGCCAAAGGGAACUAUCUGUAAUAACGAUACUGUAGACAAGUUUCCAAAGGAGUAAUUUUGGCUUUGCACUGACACUAUCCGAAUGUACGUGGCCCCAUUCAUAUAGACACCAGAAUGUGUCAAGGUCACGAAAGAGGAAAGACAGAGGCCAACACUAAAGAUAAUAGAUGCGCCUGUGGGUUCUGCCUAAUUUUCACUUUGACCGUGAUUCCAGAGCUACUCUCAAAGAAGACAUUUUUUGCCUGUUAUAGGAGAUAAAGAAGAUAGUUUCUUUUUGUAUUCAAACAUUUCAGGUCUCUCAAAAAUAUCAAAGAAUUAAAUUUUUUAUCACAAUGAUCUAUUACUCUUUCAUGAAUCAUCUGAUUAAGACUCAAGGUGGUAUUUUAGCCCUAUUUUCUGAAGAUACAGACUCAAACAUAUCUUAAAAAUUGGAAGUGUGCUAGACAGAGACAUCCAAAAUAAAAACAACAUCCGCGGACCGCAGUCUUCUUGAGGGUGUGAGCUGUGCUUUUCUCUCUGCUUCCUUUCCUGGUCCUGUGACCCCUCAGCACAUUUUACCCCGCUUGGCACGGCGUUCUCACCGAAUACCGGAAUGGCCACCGAGCGAAGAACAUCUUGUUAACAGAAAUUCAGGCAAAGAAAAUAAAGUGUGUUAUAGUUGCAGAAUGUGUUAGGAAGCAUUUAUAU
Molecule: messenger RNA, 2566 nt
Organism: Suricata suricatta (meerkat)
Lineage: Eukaryota; Metazoa; Chordata; Mammalia; Carnivora; Herpestidae
Gene: MMP13
Product: matrix metallopeptidase 13
Exons: 10
Coding region: 35-1447 (470 amino acids)
Biological process (GO): collagen catabolic process; extracellular matrix organization; proteolysis
Cellular component (GO): extracellular matrix
Molecular function (GO): zinc ion binding; metalloendopeptidase activity
Source: RefSeq, a predicted model, not a curated record